CGUUGUUGUUGCUAGUGGGGACUGUUGUGUUGUGAAAAUGGCGACGCCUCGUCGCUCCUCUCAGCAGCAGCAGAGUUCCCUUCUCUCCUCCCCUCCCCGCGGUCCCUCUCUCCCCGACACCCCGCCUGGCUCUCCGCCGGGGCCAGCCGAUGAUGCUGCCUUGCUUCCCCAUGGAGCAGUGAUGGACAACCGCGCAGACGGUGAGGCAGCGCCGACCUCUCCCAGCACCACCUCCCCGGUACCCCAGGCCCUCUCAUCCAGCAGCAGCAGCAGCGGCGGUGGUACUAGCAGCAGCGCUAGCUCCCCGACCACCACCGAGGGAAGCGAGGCUAGUCCUGGCUCUACGCCCGAUUCCAGUAGUGGUGACCCGGGUAGCAGCGGCGGCGCUAACGGGACCUUUAGGGAGCUGUUUGAAGCUUGUCGGAACGGGGAUGUUUCCAGAGUGAAAAAGCUGGUGGAUGCGGUGAAUGUGAACGCCAAAGACAUGGCUGGACGCAAAUCAACUCCGCUUCAUUUUGCUGCAGGUUUUGGUCGGAGAGAUGUGGUGGACCACCUGCUUCAGAUGGGCGCUAAUGUGCACGUGCGAGAUGACGGUGGGCUGAUUCCUCUCCACAAUGCCUGCUCCUUUGGUCAUUCCGAGGUGGUGUCCUUGCUCCUCUGCCAGGGCGCUGACCCUAAUGCUCGAGACAACUGGAACUACACACCGCUACAUGAGGCCGCUAUCAAGGGCAAGAUUGACGUCUGUAUAGUGUUACUGCAGCACGGAGCUGACCCCAACAUCCGCAACACCGACGGCAAGUCUGCCCUGGACCUGGCUGAACCAUCCGCUAAGGCCGUGCUCACAGGUGAAUACAAGAAGGAUGAGCUGCUGGAGGCAGCAAGGGGUGGAAACGAGGAGAAGCUAAUGGCCUUGCUUACGCCACUCAACGUCAACUGCCAUGCGAGCGAUGGCCGCAAGUCCACUCCGCUCCACCUGGCAGCAGGAUACAACAGGGUCAGGAUUGUUCAGCUGUUACUGCAGCAUGGAGCUGAUGUCCACGCCAAGGACAAGGGCGGUCUUGUUCCUCUACAUAAUGCCUGCUCUUAUGGGCACUAUGAAGUCACUGAGCUGCUGCUAAAGCACGGUGCUUGUGUGAACGCCAUGGAUCUGUGGCAGUUCACCCCUCUGCACGAAGCGGCGUCUAAAAAUCGUGUGGAGGUUUGCUCUCUGCUGCUGAGCCAUGGUGCUGACCCGACCCUGCUCAACUGCCACAGCAAAAGCUCUGUGGACAUGGCACCAACUCCUGAGCUCAAGGAGAGACUCACAUAUGAGUUUAAAGGCCACUCGCUGCUCCAGGCAGCACGAGAAGCUGACAUGGCCAAAGCUAAGAAGACUCUGGCUCUGGAGAUCAUCAACUUCAAACACCCUCACACACAUGAAACGGCUCUGCACUGUGCUGUAGCAUCGCCUCACCCCAAAAGGAAACAGGUCACUGAGCUGCUGUUAAGAAAAGGUGCCAACGUCAACGAGAAGAAUAAGGAUUUCAUGACUCCUCUCCAUGUGGCAGCAGAGCGAGCUCAUAAUGACAUCAUGGAGGUGCUUCAGAAACACGGGGCAAAGGUGAACGCCCUCGACACGUUGGGUCAAACUGCGUUGCAUCGUGCGGCGCUGGCGGGCCACCUGCAGACCUGCAGGCAGUUGCUAGGAUAUGGGGCAGAUGCCUCGCUGGUGUCGCUGCAGGGCUUCACUGCAGCUCAGAUGGGAAACGAAGCUGUACAACAAAUCCUCAACGAGAGCGUCCCAGUGAGAAACUCAGAUGUGGACUACAGGCUGCUGGAAGCUGCCAAAGCCGGAGACCUGGAUACUGUGAAGUCAUUGUGCACUGCUCAGAAUGUAAACUGCAGAGACCUGGAGGGACGACACUCCACUCCUCUUCACUUUGCUGCUGGCUAUAACAGAGUGGCUGUCGUGGAGUACCUGCUACACCACGGGGCCGAUGUGCACGCUAAAGAUAAAGGCGGUCUGGUUCCCCUCCAUAACGCCUGCUCGUACGGUCAUUACGAAGUGGCCGAACUUCUGGUCCGACACGGAGCCUCGGUCAACGUGGCCGACUUGUGGAAGUUCACGCCACUUCACGAAGCAGCUGCAAAGGGAAAAUACGAGAUCUGCAAGCUACUGCUAAAGCACGGAGCUGACCCAACCAAGAAGAACCGAGAUGGGAACACGCCUUUGGAUUUGGUGAAGGACGGAGACACGGACAUCCAGGAUUUACUGAGAGGAGACGCUGCACUUUUAGAUGCUGCUAAGAAAGGCUGCCUGGCAAGGGUUCAGAAGCUGUGCAGCCCAGAAAACAUCAACUGUCGGGACACGCAGGGACGCAACUCAACCCCGCUGCACCUCGCAGCUGGCUAUAACAACUUGGAAGUGGUGGAGUAUCUGUUGGAACACGAAGCCGACGUGAAUGCUCAGGACAAAGGAGGGUUGAUUCCAUUGCACAAUGCUGCUUCAUAUGGGCACGUGGACAUAGCCGCCCUCCUGAUCAAGUACAACACGUGCGUCAACGCCACUGACAAAUGGGCUUUUACUCCCCUCCAUGAAGCAGCGCAGAAAGGGCGAACUCAGCUCUGUGCACUGUUGUUGGCCCAUGGAGCCGAUCCCACCAUGAAAAACCAGGAGGGACAGGCGCCGCUGGACUUGGCAACGGCCGAUGACAUCAGAGCAUUGUUGAUUGACGCCAUGCCACCCGACGCCCUGCCGAGCUGUUUAAAGCCACAGGCCACUGUGGUGAGUACAGGUGCAGCAGGGGGUGUGGUCAUUUCGCCUUCUCCGUCUCCAUCCUGCUUAUCAGCAGCCAGCAGCAUAGACAACCUGACAGCGCCACUUAGUGACAUCACAGUGGGCGGGGCCUCUGGUACUGCAGAUGGAGCAUCUGGGUCCGACAGGAAGGAGGGCGAAACGCUGCUCGAUAUGACCAUCAACCAGUUCCUGAAGAGUCUGGGACUGGAGCACCUGAGAGAUAUUUUCCAACGAGAGCAGAUUUCUCUGGAUGUUCUUGCUGACAUGGGUCACGAGGAGCUGAAGGAGAUUGGUAUAAAUGCUUAUGGUCACAGGCACAAACUCAUUAAGGGCAUCGAGAGACUCCUGGGAGGCCAGCAGGGUGGAAACCCGUAUCUGACAUUCCACUGCUCCAGCCAGGGCACCGUGCUGAUCGACCUGGCUCCCGACGACAAGGAGUUCCAGUCCGUGGAGGAGGAACUGCAGAGCACGAUCAGAGAGCACCGCGAUGGAGGCAACGCAGGUGGAGUCUUCAGCCGCUACAACAUCAUUAAGAUUCAGAAGGUGGUGAAUAAGAAGCUGAGAGAGCGAUAUGCUCACCGUCAGAAGGAGAUCGCUGAUGAGAAUCACAACCAUCAUAACGAGCGAAUGCUCUUUCAUGGUUCUCCGUUCAUCAACGCGAUCAUCCAUAAGGGCUUCGAUGAGCGCCACGCCUACAUUGGCGGCAUGUUCGGAGCGGGGAUCUAUUUUGCAGAGAACUCCUCCAAAAGCAACCAGUAUGUUUACGGGAUCGGUGGGGGUACGGGAUGUCCGACCCAUAAGGACCGCUCCUGCUACGUUUGUCACAGACAGAUGCUGUUCUGCCGGGUGACUUUGGGAAAGUCAUUUCUUCAGUUCAGCGCCAUGAAAAUGGCCCACGCCCCCCCUGGUCACCAUUCAGUUAUAGGACGACCCAGCGUCAACGGGCUGGCGUACGCAGAGUAUGUCAUCUACAGAGGCGAGCAGGCCUACCCAGAAUAUUUAAUCACCUACCAGAUCGUGAAGCCAGAGAGUCCGGCCGCGCCUGCUGCUGCUGCUGAGCAGAAAUCUUAAAUUGCUGCUGGCUCUGAAAAUAACCACCUUGGACUAAAAUCUCAUUUCUAAACAGUCUAGAAUUUAAAAAAAAACUUUAAUAUUUUUUAGUUUCAAUUUGGGGAAAGAAUCAUUCCUGUCCUUUUUAAAUGAAGCCAUUAUGACAGAAGACUGGCAGCAGUCAAACAAACCUUUUUACAGCAUCUGUGUUCCAUCGCUCUGAUUUUAAUGGCUUGUUUACUUACCAUAUACUCGUUUACUUUUUUUAUUUUUUAUUUUUUUGCAUCGUCCAUAACAACACUGCCCCACGGGGGCCACUUUGAGACUGUCGUACUGAGACAUCACAAAUCCAUCAUUCACGGUUACAUUUCCUCCCGGCGAGGCUGAUGUAAACAAGAUGGGAAUAAGAGACCAUCCAGUAGGUGUAAAUGUAUAGACUACUGUGGGUAAAUGUGACCCAAGAGCCUUUAAACGGAAGACUAAAAGGACAAAUGGAGACCAUGAUUCCUUAUUAUGAAUAACGACUGCAGACUUUCCUCUACAGUCCAUAAAGGGACCAACUUUCUUCUGCAGCGACCAAUCAGGAUGAAUCUGCUCAUUUUAUGCUGCUGAAACAAACAAAAACAGCUCAUACAGGUGUAAGAAUUAGGAUGUUUGUGUUUUAAAUCACAUCCAAACCUUCCUGUUUCACAUUUAAAAGCACGAGAACAAAAAUCAAACACUAAUAUUUUGACGCACAAUCACAUCGCACUUAGAAAAUCACUCUAACCUCCCUGAUAGGAGGGCUUUUUUAAAUGAUUGUACUUUUAAAACUAUCAGGCUGCAUUUUGCUUAGCUAACCCUGACAGCUGGGUUUUAAUCCACUCAGAUUUGUGCUUAACUCCUUAACAGGAGCAGGUGUGAAGAGGCCAGAAAGACACCAAAACUGAAUAUAAAGUCACUUUUUCUGUUGGCUGCUGUGCUUUUCUUUAGGUUUUGGGAGGCGUUAACACAUUUAGGUGGAGAAACUCAAUGUGUAGGGUUAAAAACGGAUCAUCUAAAGCCUGAUUUGUCUUUUGACGUCAUUGUUUUUGUAGACUUUUAGAUCAGCAGUUUCAUUUCCUCCUCCCCGGUGCCUCUCCUCCUCUCCUUCAUUCACACUCACCUGUGAGGGAUUUUCUGUAUGAUGUACCUGAAAGCUUAGCUGGAUGUUGGUGUGUUUGUUUACAUGAACCUGCUGCCUUGUUGUCCCUUUCCUCUGAUACCCUCUAGUGGUUCAGCAGGAAAACUGCUCCCUGGUGCUGCCGAGUGAAAGGGAACAUUUUCAUGUUUUAAAGCUAUUCCAGUUUUAUUUUUCUGCCUUUUUUCCCUGAAUUACUUUUUUGUUUUUUAUGAGGGGACUUGUAUAUAAAUGUAAAUAGUGAAACCAGGUCGCUGUUUUUCAGCGAGACGUUCAGGUCACGGGCCGUGGAAGUCUACAGUAUUUAUUUGUACGAGAAACCUGUAGGAUGAAGAGGAGAGUCAUGAUGUCUGCUCUAAAUAUGAGUUAAAUGAAUGGAGCCAUUAUUUGCCACACAGGAAGUUCUCAUUAUAUUCUCCAGUUCUUUCUUUUUUUAACAACAUUUGUAGUAAUAGUUAGGCUUUUUGAUCGUCAUGGGACCACUCUGUCUCUUCAAGCUCAAAUUAAACCACUGUGAAGGUUUUUGGGCUUUUGUUUUUUACUUUUUGGGGUGAAGAUGGGUGUAAUGUUGCCUUAAAAGCAUUCAGAAAGCAGUCUUUAAUUUGAAACAAUGAUUUCCAGCACAGAUUUUCUUUUUUUAUAUAUAUAAUUUAAGAUUGAAAGUUCUCACAUCAGCAUUUUUCCUCCUUUUCACCCUCCACUUGCUUUGAAGACACAAAUGAUUUGGACAUUUCAGCCAAUCUUAAAUUGCUUUUGAGAACAGGAUGAACGAUUAUAGCAGAAAUAAGAGAAACUAUUGGACUGUCAUACCCAGAAAUAAAAUAAAUAAGUGAAAUUUAGUAGUUGUUGUUCCACAACACUAACAGUUGACCCUACGGGAAGCUCUUUUACUGUUAGACUGAACUCAGAUCAGCUUAAAUCUGAUUUUUAUUUUUUUAUUUAUUUAUUUUUACAUAUAUGAGUUCUGACAGAUCGUGUGCAAUUAAAAGCAGCAGUGAUGAAUGAUUAUUAUCUGGGAACUUUUGAAAUUCAAUUGUGGAACAAAGUAAUAAAACUCAACUCCAUAUGAAGCAUUUAACGGAGAACUUUGUUUUUUUUUCACGUCUCCUUGGAAACUUAAAAAAAUGUUUGGUUUUUUUUUUUUUCAAAAAAAAAAUUUACUGGUGGAUUUGUCUUAAGGACCAGUUUUGUUUUAAGUAAAUUGUGUGUGUGUGUGUGUGUGUGUGUGUGUGUGUGUGUGUGUGUGUGUGUGUGUGUGUGUGUGUGUGUGUGUGAGCUGCCUACUGCUGAAAGCAACCGGACAAAUUAACACAUUUCUGCUGUUGUACAGAGCUAACAUGGAACAGAAACUCCUGUACAGAAGAAAAUCAUUAAUAAAAACAAUCUAAACUCA
Nothobranchius furzeri (turquoise killifish) is the source of this 6378-nucleotide messenger RNA. RefSeq names its product tankyrase, TRF1-interacting ankyrin-related ADP-ribose polymerase a (gene tnksa). Gene Ontology annotation, cellular component: ciliary inversin compartment. The record is from RefSeq and is a predicted model, not a curated record. NCBI's taxonomy places the organism in Eukaryota, Metazoa, Chordata, Actinopteri, Cyprinodontiformes, Nothobranchiidae. Gene Ontology annotation, biological process: protein localization to ciliary inversin compartment. Gene Ontology annotation, molecular function: protein binding; NAD+ poly-ADP-ribosyltransferase activity.